UCCGUCGUUUAUAUGACUGAAAAAUUGUUGAAAAAGACGUUAAACCCGAAUACACACACACACACACAUAUUUAUACCUUGUGUACUCAACUCCUCCUUUAGUUUCCAUUCAAUUCAAAUUGACCCAAAUGAUUUUCUUCUUGUUGUUGGGUUCAGCAUUGCACUGACACAAUUAUAGGUCAUAUGGUGACUUUCUAGCUUUGAUGGUUGAGGAAAACUCCAGGUGCCCUUUUGUGCAUUAUUUCAUCAUGGGCGGGCACCUGGGUAGAGCCACCAACCUUCCAUUUAUAAGCAAUAAGUUCAAAUGAAUAUUGGUAUACAUUAUAAACCUCAAUUGGACAUGUGUAUAUUGUUUAGAGUUCUAUGUCUCUCUUUUUAGAGUUAGCCAACUUUUUGGACUUGAAAUAUAAGUCUAUCAAGCAUUGUCAGAGGGCAUGUGUCAUCAGUGCUGUCAUCAUUCUUUUUCCUUCUAGACAAAAGUCUUUAGGCCUCACCAAAUUAAAAAGUUGUUCAUCGGAUUUGCCGCUCGUAUAUUUUCAGAAACACAAAAAAAAUAUUUUUUUUUGUUUUUGGCUUGCGCACGCCCCAUUGAAAAAAAUCAAUCCAAAAUUUUUUGGUGCGCUACUUUUUACGGACGUAAAAGUGUAUAAAUGCUUAUUAUUCUAGUCCUAGAUUGUUCUCAAAUGGAUUUUAAUCAAAAUAAAUACAUACUACGCACACAUCGUCUAUAAUAAAUCAUAACACUUACAUUUAGUUGCAUUAAAGUUGUUUCCCCUUGAUGCAGUUACGCCAUUUUCUUCAAAUGUUUACCAGGCUGGGCACAUCUCCCAAUCGGGGUAAAUUACCUCGUUCGGGGUAAUGUACCCCGAUCGGGGUACAACUAGAACAAUAGAAAAGCACAAAAAAUUUGAUAUUUCUUUUUUCUUUAAAGUGCUAACAUAAAUAUUUUUACUAAAGCUUUAUAUCAUCAUUACAAACAUGCCUAUGUACCAUUUUGUCAAUUUUGCACAUGUUAAAAAAUGGUGAAAUUCUGACAAAAAUCUGUUGAAAAAUUAUCAUAUUGUCAACUGUUUAUAUCAUACGAAGUUGACCCGAAAAUAUGAGCAUUAGCACUUCCUUAAUAAAAAAGUUAUCAAAAAUUUUGCACUUUUCUAUUGUUCUUCUUUUACCCCGAUCGGGGUAUAUUACCCCGAACGAGGUAAUUUACCCCGAUUGGGAGAUGUGCCCAGCCUGUUUACCAAAUUACAUGCUACAAAAUCGAUUUAUUUCAUUGAAAACUGGAUGAAGAAAAACAUACUAAUUUAUUUGAUAACAUCAAUCUUCAUUAUUUUGGCCUAAACAUUUCCAGAUUGUGUUGUGUGAUUAUGGUUUAGAAGACUGAUAUUUGUUGAGUGGAUAUUAUUUAAAAGAAAGGACACUACCAUUAACAACAGAUUGUGCAUUACAGAAACAGGCAGAUAAAAGUUACAUGCAGUGCCAGAGUACAUUUGAUAUAACUAAAAAAAUAUACAUAUAGUCGGAGGAAAUACAAUACACAGAUGGAUUAUGUCAUUUUAAUAUUCAUAGAAACAUGUAAUAUACAUGAGCUUACAAAUUGAUGAAAUUGCAGCUGAAUGUCACAAAUGCCAGAGUAAUUUAUGACUUUCUGAAAAGUAGUAUGGUGUAUUCAAGAACUAUGUAUUCAUAGGGGUCAGUCAUGGUUUAAUUCUUCAUGGAAAGCAUUCAUACCUCAAACAUGUUUAUGGAUGCAAAACCAGUUAGAAAACAUUAAUGGAGGAAGAAAAUGUACGGAAAGUCAGUUGUGUUGGAGUGCGACUGUACCAAUGUGAUGUCUGUUUUAAAAGUUUUACACAGAAAGGACAUUUAGAUAAGCAUGAGAAUAUUCAUUUUGAGGAGUGCCCCUACAAAUGUGACAUAUGCAACAUGAAAUUCAGCAUUGAAGCCAAUCUGAAAACACACGAGCGCAUCCAUUUCGGUGGAAUUUAUCAGUGUGCAGUAUGUCUGAAACAGUUCAAACUAAAGCAUCAGUUACAGAUGCAUAGACUAGUUCACAGUGGAGAAUGCCCUUUUCUGUGUGAUAUAUGUGAAAAGACUUUUAAUCAAAAAGCAAAUUUAGAAAGACAUAUACGUGUUCACUUAAAGUUACGACCGUACCAGUGUGUCAUUUGUUUUAAAAGUUUUAGGCAGAAAACGCAUUUAGAGGUUCAUGAGCAUAUUCAUUCUGGGGAAAGGCCUUAUAGAUGUCACAAGUGUAACAAGACAUUUUCUGUUAAAUGGAAUUUAAAAUAUCAUCAGGUUACUCAUAGUGGUGAAAGAUGUUUUCAGUGUGCAGUAUGUCUGAAACAGUUCAAAACGAAGAAUAGUUUAAAGAAACACAGAAUAACUCAUAGCCAAGAACGCCCUUUUGAGUGUGAUGUAUGUAAAAAGACUUUUUGUCAAAAAGUUAAUUUAGAAACUCACAAGCGUGUUCACACAAAUGAACGUCCAUAUAAAUGUGGAACAUGUAAUGAUUCUUUCAAAAAGAAGUAUCAUUUAAAAUGCCAUGAGUUUAUUCACUCAGGUGAGUGUCGUUACAAGUGUGAUUUAUGUAACAAGUCAUUUAGCACUACAAUGGCUUUAAAGAGCCAUAUGGUUUCUCAUUCUGACCAUCGUGCAUAUCAGUGUAAAUAUUGUGAGAAAACGUUCAAACGUAAGUUUCUCUUGCAAACUCAUGAGCGUAACAUUCAUUUGGGGGAGCGUCCUUUCAGUUGUAACAUAUGUCAGAAAACUUUUGCUGAAUCUAGAACAUUAAAAUGUCAUAAACGUUUGCAUACUAAUGAACGUCCUUACCACUGCGAUACUUGUAAUGCAUCCUUCAGACAACAAACACAUUUAAAAAUUCAUAAACGAAUUCAUACAGGUGAAUGUCCGUAUGAAUGUAAAGUAUGUAAUAAAAAGUUUAAACAGGCAUCAAAUUUCAAAAGACACAAGGUUCUUCAUACAGCAGAACGCCCAUAGUAUCAUAGUCCAUACAAAUGUGACAUAUGCAGUAAAACCUUUGGAGAUGGACAGGUUUUAAAAGUUCACCAAAGUGUACACAAGUUCUUGUAAAUCAUUGACAAGUGUUUUUUAUGUCUCUGUGAAGACCAUGGAUUCAUAAUAGUGUUUGAACCAUCUUUCCAUCACACAUUUGUAUACUCACCUCCAGUAGUUUUCAUCUCAUUCAAAUGAAUGUUUGUUUACAUUAUAAACAUGAAGUGGACAUGGGCAUAUUUUUGGGACUUUUAUGUCCACUUAUUUUUGGUGAAGCUAUAGACCUUUUUGGACUUUGCAAUAUUACAUCUGCAUCAAAACAUUGUAUAACCAACUUCUCCUACAGCUUCAAAUGAAACUUGAUAUACACUAUUGAAAUAAGAUGGACUUGUGCAUAUUGUCCAAUUAUUUUUUCUUGAGUUGUGGCCUUUAUUCAGACACAUCAGAGCAUUGUGUAUUCAACUUCUCUUACAGUUUCCAUCCAAUAGAUAUAUGGUAUAUAUAAUUAAAAUAAAUUGGACAUACCAGUAUGCAUAAUUUUGGUAGUUUCAUGUCCGAAAUUAUUUUUAGCUCGACUAUUCGAAGAAUAGUCUAGCUAUUCUACUCACACUGGCGUCGGCGUCACACCUUGGUUAAAGUUUUGCAUGCAAGUACAUAUGGCUAACAUUUAAAUGCUUAUAGCUUUGAAAUUUAUUUUUAUGAUUGUCCUGUCCGUCUGUUCGUUCGUUCGUCCGUCCGUACAAGGUUAACCAAAUGGGACCAUUUCGUCUAGCAUCAAUACCCCUUACUAUAAUGACUUGAUACUAAUGCAGAUGUAACCUGUGACCAUUCCUCAUCUUCAGACAUCACCUGACCUCAGUUUGACCUUGACCUCAUUUUGGACUUAGGUUGCUUUAUAUGGGCCAUCUCUUGGUUAACCAAAUGGGACCGUUUCGUCUAGCAUCAAUACCGCUUACAAGAAUGAAUUUAUACUAAAACAGAUGUAACCUGUGACCAUUCCUCAUCUUCAAACAUCACCUGACCUCAGUUUGACCUUGACCUCGUUUUGGACUUAGGUUGCUUUGUAUUGACAAGGAUGCCACCGGGGGCAUCAAGCGUUUAUUGAACGCAGCUCCUUGUUUCUUUUUCCAGGUCAUUUAUCGACCUCACUGGGUCAAGUCACACAACUCUGAUGUAUUUUGGCCAAAUUAUGCCCCGUUUUGGACUUAGAAAAUUCUAGUUAAAGUUAUGUCUCCCACCACACAGUUCUGUGGGAGACAUAUUGAUUUACUCCAGUGUGUGUGUGUGUGUGUGUCUGUCUGUCACAAAGCUUGUCCGCACUCUUAAGUCGAACAUUUCUCAUCCGAUUUUCACCAAACUUAAACAAAAUGUGUUUGAUCAUAAGACCUUGGCCAAGUUCGAUAAAUAGCCAAAUCGGUCUAGGCGUAUUGGAGUUAUGGCCCUUGAAUUACCAAAAAUCGGCCUUUUAACUCUUGUCCGCACGCUAAGUCGAACAUUUCUCAUCCGAUCUUCACUAAACUUGAACAAAAUAUGUUUGACCAUGAGACCUUGGCCAAGUUCGAUAACUAGCCAAAUAGGUCCAUGCAUUUUGGAGUUACGGCCCUUGAAUUACCGAAAAAUCGGCCUUUUUACACUUGUCCGCACUCUAAGUCGAACAUUUCUCAUCCGAUCUUCACCAAACUUGAACAAUAUGUGUUUGACAAUAAGACCUCGGCCAAGUUCGCUAACUAGCCAAAUCGGUCCAGGCAUUUUGGAGUUACGGCCCUUGAAUUACUGAAAAAUCUGCCUUUUUACUCUUGUCCGCACCCUAAGUCGAACAUUUCUCAUCCCAUCUUCACCAAACUUGAACAAAAUGUGAGCCAAGUUCGAUAACUAGCCAAAUCAGCCCAGGCACUUUUGAUUUAUGGCCCUUGAAUUACUGAUUGGAUCCACUUGUCCAGACCAUAUAAUUGGAUCCACUCGUCUAAACCAUCUAGAGAAACUAGACAUUUUUCAUAGGGGCAUUUGUGGGAGACAUGCGCUUUUCUCAAAAACAUCUAUAGUUUUACAUGCAAGUAACUAUCUCCAAAACUAAUGCAGAUAUUGAAUUGAAACUUCACGUGUCUUCGUGGUUAUGAAACUAGGGGAUAUUCUGAUAGCAUCAAGUCCCAUAACCCUGACAUACUUCUUGGCCAAAUUUUGCCCCCUUUAGGAUGCAAGUACAUAAUUAUGGCUAUCAUUUAAAGGCAUAUAGCUUUAAAAUUUCAUUUUUUCUUUUUCUAGGUCAAUUACCAUCCUCACAGGGUCAAGUCCCAUAACUCUGACAUGUAUUUCGGCAAAUUAUGCCCCCUAUUGGACUUAGAAAAUUCUGGUUAAAGUUUUACAUGCAAGUUACUAUCUCCAUAACUAAUGCAGAUAUUGAAAUGAAACUUCACAUGUAUCUUUGGGGUUAUAAAACUAGUUGAUAGCAUCAAGUCUCAUAACUCUGACAUGUAUUUUGGACAAAUUAUGCCCCCUUUUGGACUUAGAAAACUUUUGGUUAAGUUUUACAUGCAAGUUACUCCAAAACUAAUGCAGAUACUGGAUUGAAACUCUAUAGAUAUUUUAACAUUAGGGUAAUAUUCCUGCUUCAGGGACAACGAUUCGAAUAGUCAAGCACUGGCUGUCUUACGGACAGCUCUUGUUUGAGUUAUGGCCCAUUUUCAGGAUUUAAAAUAUUUUGUCUACAGUUUCUAUCUAGUCAAAUGAAACGCGGUAAGGGUAAUCAGUACUGAGGUAGCCAUGAGCAUUUUUGUCUAGGAAACAAGGGUUUUUAUUUUUAGUUAUGCCCCCAUCUUUCCCCCCAAUGCUGAAAACCCAUUAGGCAGAUAGUAUUUGAACUGUCUGAUAGUUCAUCUGUCACAGUAUCUUGUUUACUCAACCCUACUACAGUUUCCAUGUAUUUCAAAUGAAAGCUUGUAUAUACCAUCAAUAUCAAGCGGACCACCUGCCCGCUUAACUCAGUAGGUAAGAGCGUUGGUCUACGGAUCGCGGGGUUGUGAGUUCUAUCCUCGGGCGGGGCGUAUGUUCUCCAUGACUAUUUGAUAAACAACAUUGUGUUUGAAAUCAUUAGUCCUCCACCUCUGAUUCAUGUGGGGAAGUUGACAGUAACUUGCGGAGAACAGAUUUGUACUGGUACAGAAUCCAGGAACACUGGUUAGGUUAACUGCCCGCCGUUACAUGACUGAAAUACUGUUGAAAAAUGGCUUUAAAUCCAAAACAAACAAACAAACAACAUCAAGUGGGCAUGUGCAUAUUUUCUGGACUUUUUUGACUGUUUAUUUUUAUCUCGACUGUUCAAAGAGUAACAAGGGCUCUGCAUCCAUGUUGGGUUAGUUUUUCUGAUCGCUCGAUGUCCGGCGUCCGUCGUCUGUCUGUCGUCUGUCUGUCUGUCAACAUUUAGCUUGUGUAUGCGAUAGAGGCUGUAUUUUUCAACUGAUCUUCAUGAAACUUGGUCAGAAUGAUUGCCUUGAUGAAAUCUAGGCCGAGUUUGAAAAUGGGUCUUCUGGGGUCAAAAACUAGGUCACUAGGUCAAAUCAAAGAAAAACCUUGUGUAUGCGAUAGAGGCUGUAUUUUUCAAUUGAUCUUCAUGAAUAUUGGUCAGAAUGAUUGCCUUGAUGAAAUCUAGGCCGAGUGCGAAAAGGGAUCAUCUGGGGUCAAAAACUAGGUCACUAGGUCAAAUCAAAGAAAAACCUUGUGUAUGCGAUAGAGGCUGUAUUUUUCAACUGAUCUUCAUGAAUAUUGGUCAGAAUGAUUACCUUCAUAAAAUCUAGGCCGAGUUCAAAAAAAGGUCAACUGGGGUCAGAAACUAGGUCACUAGGUCAAAUCAAGGAAAAACCUUGUGUAUGCGAUAGAUGCUGUAUUUUUCAAUUAAUCUUCAUGAAUUUUGGUCAGGAUGAUUGCCUUGAUGAAAUCUAGGUCAAGUUCGAAUAUGGGUCAUCUGGGGUCAAAAAGAAGGUCACUAGGUCAAAUCAAAGGAAAAGCUUGUAUAUGCCAUAGAGGCUGUAUUUUUCAAUAGAUCUUCCUGAAAUUAAGUCAAAAUGAUAACUUUAAUGAAUUCUAGGCCGAGUUCGAAAAUGGGUCAUCUGGGGUCAAAAACUAGGUCACUAGGUCAAAUCAAGGAAAAAACUUGUGUAUGCGAUAGAGGCUGUAUUUUUCAAUUGAUCUUCAUGAAUAUUGGUCAGAAUGAUUGCUUUGAUGAAAUCUAGGCCGAGUUCGAAAAUGGGUCAUCUGGGGUCAAAAACUAGGUCAUAUCUAAGAAAAUACUUGUUUAAAUUCAAGAGACCACAUUUUUAGUCCAAUCUUAAUGAAAUUUGACCAAAAUAUUUGUUUUCAUGAAAUCACUAGGUUAAACAUGUUUACACUGUUAGAGUGUGUUUCUCAGGUGAGCGACCUAGGGCCAUCUUGGCCCUCUUGUUUAUGAAGUCCAAUUAUAUCUUUUAUAACUUAAGAUAUUCAGUUGAAACUUGCUGAAUUGGCUCGUAGUGACAGUGUACAUUAGUGUGACAAUGUGAGUAACAGUACCUGCAGUAUUGCCAGAGUUAUACCCAUUUUUAACUUUCAAAAUUGGUUAAAGUUUUUCAAAGAGUACAGUACCAUGUUUUUAACCAUUACAGAUACUUUGUUAAAUCUUCACACUCAUCUUUUAGGUAGCAACACAAAUUUACGGCAUCAAGUGCUAUAAGUCUUACACGAGUUUUAUCCCUGUUCUUGGACUUAAGAAAACCUAGCUUGAAGUUUUGCAUACAUCCAAAGUCAAUGCAGAUAUUGAAUUGAAACCUUAUACAAGUUGAGGUGAAUAAGAUAUGGUAAAAGGUGCAUGUCCCAUAACUCUGAACUUUAUUUGGCAAAGUUAUGCACCUGUUUGAUUUUGGAAAACGUGGGUUAAGUUUUGAAUGGAAAUUAUUAUCUCCAAAACUAAUGUACCGAUAGUUUCUUGACUGAAACUUCACACAGAUGUUUGGUGCAGUUGGACAAUUAUACGUAUGUUUAGAUAUAAAAUCCAAUGUACUGACAAGCCCUUAAAUAGUUGAGCAUGCUGUCAUGAGACAGUUGUUGUUUCUUGUGUUAUGCACAUGUUCAUAUUUCAAAAAGUGUAUGACCUAGAGUCGUCAACAAUUAUAUGUAAAAUAUUAUAGAACUGUUAUUCAGCUUGUAAAGUUGUACACAAGGUUUUUCCUCUGUCAGACCAGAGUUACAGCCCUAUAUGCAUAAGGAUUCUAUUGUGUCAUAGGUAUUUCAAAAAUAAAUGAACAAAUCUUA
This is a messenger RNA of Mercenaria mercenaria, 8292 nucleotides long. RefSeq names its product zinc finger protein OZF-like. NCBI's taxonomy places the organism in Eukaryota, Metazoa, Mollusca, Bivalvia, Venerida, Veneridae. The coding region runs from base 1771 to 2997 and encodes 408 amino acids. The record is from RefSeq and is a predicted model, not a curated record. Gene Ontology annotation, molecular function: DNA-binding transcription factor activity, RNA polymerase II-specific; RNA polymerase II cis-regulatory region sequence-specific DNA binding. The transcript has 2 exons. Gene Ontology annotation, biological process: regulation of transcription by RNA polymerase II.